Messenger RNA from Chlorella variabilis, 2982 nucleotides. RefSeq lists its product as hypothetical. Lineage: Eukaryota; Viridiplantae; Chlorophyta; Trebouxiophyceae; Chlorellales; Chlorellaceae. The transcript is spliced from 26 exons. The record is from RefSeq and is a predicted model, not a curated record. The coding region runs from base 1 to 2982 and encodes 993 amino acids.
AUGGCUGAGUGGAUCAAGACUAACACCGCAAAGCUCAAGACCCAGCUGCUGCCGGAUGUGGCCUUGGCUCAGACCCGCGUCAUCAUGAGCAUCGAUGUGGAUGCAGUGGCCGAGUGCUUUGGCUACCCAGGCUACGUGGAAAUCGACCCCCCAACACUGAGGAAGUCGCAAUGCACCUCAGACCCGCCCACGUUGAGCACGCUGAAGCUGGACCUUACUGACGGCUAUGUGGGUGCCAGCGCCAUGCACUUCGACAUCUUCAAAGACAAGGGCAACCCCGGGAAAUACGUCAUCAGGACGAUUGCGCGGAACGAGGACUUUUGCCCCACUUACGUUGGCGUGUCGGCCAACUGCGAUGCCGCUGCUGUGAUCCUGACCGGCGUUGAGGACCGCAAGACGUACUGGACCAUGACAGCUGGCAGGGGCUUCUAUACCUUCAGCACAGAGAUCAAGAAUGGCAACACGGUGCUGUGCAAAAAGUUUCUGGCCAUCCGCAAGCCCACCGCCUGCCCCGCUGCCGGCGCGGUCACCCUGACCGCGCCGCGCCUGCCCGGCGCGGCAGCCAACCCGGACGACGCGUUCCUGGCCACCUACAACAUCAACUUCAGGCUGGCGCGGCCGGUCCCCAGCGAUGCCUCCUUCGGGCGCAGCCCCAGCGCCCCAGAGAUCGUGCGCGUGGCCUCGGCCCCCGACGGAAAGUUCACCGUGACGCUCGCAGUCCCCGACUUCCCGGGCGGCGCCGAUGUGUCUACUUAUGACAUCGUGGGCAGGCCCAAGAGCGGGGCGGCCAACCCCAAGGUGCUCCUCGUCAACACAGCCGGCCAAGUGGACCCCAACAAUGCGCGGCAGAGGAUCUUCACGACGGCUGCCGGCGGGCGGUGGCAGGCAGCGCACGACUUUGUCGCCUACGCCAGCAACAGGUUUGGGCGCAGCAUUGCGAGCAGGAUAGAGGUUUACUACCCCCCACCGUCGCCCGGCCCUCCAACCAUCGGCAGUGUGGGAGUGGUCAACGGCGCAAUUGAGGUGGAGGUCAAUCCCGACUGGGAUCCUGACGGAUAUGCAGGCUACACUUUUGAGGUGGCUGGCACUGCCCUGGAAGGCGGCGCCAACAUUGCCGUCGCUCGGACAGCGGGCCAGGCGCUGCCCAAUGAUGCGUUUGCGCUGCGGUUUGCUGCGGGGGCGCACCGGAGCGGCGAGGUCUACAGCAUCAAUGUCUUUGCCUACAAUCAGCUUGGGCUCAAGAGCUUGGGCAGCCCGUCAGUCACCUUUUUAGAAAAGCCCGACGCCCCUCGGAUCAACAAGCUGUCGGUCAACGAGGCCGGGGCGGGCGUGCUUGAAGUGACCAUCACGCCGCCUGCUAGCUCACUUGUCUUCGAGUAUAGAGCAACCGGGGUACCGGCGACAGGGCCAGGCAACAUUGUUGCGGGACCAGACGAGGGUGAUCCAGACGAAACCAGCUUUGACCUGCCCCAGCCGGUCACCCUCCGCUUUGCUGCAGCUGCACAGCAGCAGGGGAUUGAAUACACAAUCACGGUUGUCGCCAUUUACGUGAGGCACCCAGCCGCAUGCUGGGUGUGCGAGAGCGACGCGACGUGGCAGAAGGCACGCCUGAUUGCCGAUGCGCAGCAGAGCAGCUACACCGCCGGCUGGAGCGCGCUGGGCGGCGCCGCGUUUGCGUUUGCCAACACCACAGUCACCGGCGGCGGCUACAGCGCGUACCAGGCGUUCAACAACCUGUACAACCCAGAGACAGCCAUGUGGGGCACCACCGGCACCUCCUCAACGCUCAGCUCCACCAACCUCACCUGCGCCUGGUGGUUUCCCACCUCCUCCCUCGCCGGCGUGAAGCCUGCCGGCUCGCCCCGCUACUGGGGCGUGCGGCUGACCGUCCCGGCGAGCGACAAGGUGUCGGACAAGUGGCCGCUGAUGCUAUUCAUGCUGUCGGAAGUGGCCCCCUCAGCCUUCAGCUUUGCCACGCCACUGGCCGCCACAUUCUGGACCGCCCCCAGCACGCAGUUCUGCGCCCUGCUGAUGCCACAGAUGGCACUUUCCAACAAGGGGAAGGUCCUCUCGCUGCCGUGCAUGGCAGGAGGUUCCACCUUUGUCUCUGAUGCCAAGUACCUUGUCGGCUUUGCCAUUCAGGAUGCCGGCACCAAGAGCGUUCCGCGCUGGUCGGAGCUGACCAAGACUGGCUACGAGCGCUAUCGAGCCUCCAACGGCCUGCUGAUGUGCCGCAAGCGAAACGGCGUCAUCAUCAGCGACUCGGAGCCAGGCAGCUCGCCGCCGCCCGCGCAGCCUCGACCGCCGCGGCCCAAGCGCCCGCGCCCACCACGGCCGCCGCCACCGGCCAGCACACCCGCACCUGCCACCAAGGUCUACAGCGGCAAGGCGGGGGCGAGUGGGGGCGAGGUCAGCAGCGGCGACGGCUUCUCCUGCCCCUACCCGCGCCUCAGCAAGUGGCAGCGCCUCUAUUACGCCGCAAUACCCACCUCUCUGUGGGACGACAGCAAGCCGUGUGGCCGCUGCGCGCUUGUGACGUGCGUCGACUCGCGCUGCAAAGUGCCGGGCCGCCAGGUGGCUGUCUUUUUCGUCGACCAGUGCGACUCAUGCGGCACGAAUGGCUUCUCCACCAGCAGCCCCGCCUUCCUCGAGCUGACCGGGCUGAAGCCGGAUGAGGUGAAGGUGGAGUGGCAGUACACCUCCUGCGCCCCCUACACCACCGGCAGCAUCCGGCUGGAUCCCAAGUCGGGGGGGAACAAGUGGUGGCAGGAGCUGUACAUCUACAACUCUGCUGAGGGCAUCGAAUCAGUCAGUCUGGACGGCACGCCCCUGAAGCGCGACACGUGGGGCUUCUGGGUGCACGAUGGCGAGUUUGAGAAAGGAGGGAAGCACGAGCUGACAAUCAGGGGUGAGAGCGGGCGAGCGCUCACCGCCACGGUCUCCGACGUGCUCAAGAGCCAGGACCUGGGCAUCCAGUUCUAG